Ictalurus punctatus (channel catfish) is the source of this 3556-nucleotide messenger RNA. It is a transcript of the gene slc22a17, whose product is annotated as solute carrier family 22 member 17. Lineage: Eukaryota; Metazoa; Chordata; Actinopteri; Siluriformes; Ictaluridae. Gene Ontology annotation, cellular component: membrane. Gene Ontology annotation, molecular function: transmembrane transporter activity. Gene Ontology annotation, biological process: transmembrane transport. The record is from RefSeq and is a predicted model, not a curated record. The coding region runs from base 597 to 2327 and encodes 576 amino acids. The transcript has 10 exons.
AAAGGGUAAAGUCUGCCGAGUGGAGCCGACACAUUACGAGACUGGCCGCUUUUUCCGGACGUAGUUCCGUUGCAGUUUUUAUUUUCCGCCCUCUUUUUGUCCCAGAGAAACCGGUUAGUACGGUCUGUGCUGAAUCAUUUUAAGUCGCGCGUGUCGGAAAUGAGAAUUUAUUUAAUGUGUGUGUUUUAUGUCGGCGGAUAGCACCUCGGGCUGGAGGACAGUGUAGCAACAGCCUUUGUUUGGACAGAGGACUACUUGUGCCAUUCCCGGGCCACGCCACUGAAUUUCCUGUGCUUAGUGGACAUUAAUGUUCCAGCAUGAAGACUUGUAUAGUGGACUGCAGCUAGGAAUAGGACACGCGUUGAGUGGGAAGGCAAUGCGGUUAUGAGGCCAGCUCUUACAGAAAGAAAGAAAGAAAAAUCACCUGCGCCUAAUGAUUUCUCACUGAGCUCACUGACAAAGUGACACUUGCUCUCACAGUCUCAUCAUCAUCAUCAUCAUCAUCACAGGACGAGGUUGAAUCCAAAGCCAGGUGUGAAUCUCCGGACUCCAUACCACACAGCAGACGGCUUUUCACUGGCCCCUCACCUUGAGCUAUGACGUCCCCACCCUCUCCUCUGGCUUCCCCUUGUCCUUGCCCUCCUCCCCCUCCCUCUCUGCCCUCGUCCCCUGCCCCGUCCUCUCCUGCACCCUCCAACAUCCCGAUGCCUCCCUCGCUGCCCCCUACAGGUGAGGUAAUGGUGAUGGCCCUGGGACGGAAGAAACAGAGGCUCUUCAUCGCGCUUUCCAUCUUGCCCAACCUCUUCAUGGCCUUCUUGCUGUCUUCUGACCCAUUGUUGACCCUGGCAUCACCCCAUCACUGUCACCUGUCCGUGUCCAACCCUACAGAUGAGGUGCUAAAUGCCUCACUGCCCUGGGAGAAGGGUACUAGGGAAGGCGACAGUGGGGGACUCUCCCAGUGCACUCAGUACCUGUUUGUUAACGGCACUCGUUCUGGUGUAGUGGACUGUGAAGCUGGGUGGGACUUUAAUGUCACAGAAGGCCUGAGGAAUAACAUUGUCACUGAGUGGAAUCUGGUGUGCUCUCAGUAUUGGCUGGUUCCAGUGGAGGAGGUGUGCUUCAUUCUGGGAAACCUCAUAGGCUGCCUGGGCCUUGGAUAUGCUGCUGACCGAUUGGGCCGGCUGAAGACCCUGCUAAUCUCUCUCACUUUGUCUGUGGUUUUUGGCAUACUGGUGUGCGUGUCUGCCUCACCCCCCAUGUUCAUCGCCAUGCGGUUCUGCUUAGCCGCAGCCACUGCCGGCCUUUAUCUCGUGCUAUAUAUUGCACGUUUGGAACUGUGUGACCCUUCGUUGCGUCUCCUGGUGACCAUGAUUGCGGGACUGACAACAGUUGCCGGGGAGCUCUUAUUGCUAGGAGUAGCUGUUGGAUGCCCGACAUGGAGGGGGUUGAUAGGAACCGGAGCAGCACCUCUUUCUCUCUUCCUCUGCUAUGGUAUUCCAGGUGUCUUUCCAGAGUCCCCACGCUGGUUAUUGCUCUCAGAGAGAGCAAGUGACAUGAACUCAUUUAGUGAACACAGUGAGCGACAAAGAGAAGAUGAUGGCUUCACAGAGCUGGAGUCGGAGUCCCCUCAGACUGGUCGUCCCUAUUUGUCCUUCCCAGAGCUACUCCAGAGUCGAAACAUCUGGAAAAACAUGUGUGUGUUGGGAUUUACCUCGUUCAUCUCUCAUGGCAUUAGUCACUGCUACAGCUCCUUCAGGGGUGAUGUUCGAGGCACUGCAUCCAGUUUCUAUUGGACCUACCUGCUGUCUGUCUGUGCAGGAGGUGGAGCUUGGCUGUUGCUCUGGGCAACAGUGGACCGAUUUGGUCGCCGUGGCAUUCUCUUGCUGGCCAUGACGAUGACUGGGCUCGCCUCACUCAUUCUACUCGGCCUGAUGGAGUAUCUGAGCGAGUCAGCCAUUACAGUGUUCUCCGUGAUGGGCCUGUUCUCGUCACAGGCUGCUGCCUCUCUGUGCAUCCUCUUUACUGCUGAAAUCAUGCCCACCAUCAUUAGGGGAAGUGGGGUGGGUGCUAUCCUGGCUCUUGGCUGCGUGGGUCGGCUCAGCUCUCCUCUGAUGGACCUGCGCAACCACUACGGCUACUUUCUGCACCAUGUAGUCUACUCUUCUCUUGCCCUACUGGCUGUUCUGUCCAUUCUGCUGCUUCCAGAGAGCAAACGGAAGCCCCUGCCACAGACAUUGUCUGAUGGUGAGCAAUACAGGCGCCCUCCUCUGGGCCGGAAGAGGAGGGACAACGUUCCUUUGCUUGCCACACCAAAUCCAGAGACCUAGCCUUCUUUAUAGACACACAUGCACCUGUACACCACGGCCAUUCCCCCGACUCUCACCAUGUCUGUGUGGCAGAGGACGAGAGGGGGCGCAUGGGACAAGCCUUCCUAACCUCCCAUCCUGUCAUCAUUCCUAACGCAUAAAUGGAACUACAGCAUGACGAGUCCUCCCUGGCUCCUGCUGAAGUGCGAGGGGUGAGAAUCUCAAUGGUGUAGGGAACAAACUGUGCUCUGUAGUAUCCCAGGGCUCAACUACAGCUACUGCAAUGAGUGCCAAUUUUAUAUACCAUGCAACAGGUGGUAACCCUAAAAAGUAACACACCAGACAAUCGCCAUCACGGACGGAAUACAAGUGUGUACGGCCCAUAUAGCACUGAGUGAAGAAGCCUUUAAUUACAUUGAACUCUCAUCACACAGACAAGGGCUCAAAAUAUUACAGUCAUUUUGUAAAUACCCUAAAUAUAUUCUGUCUGAAACGAAAUAGAAUGUAACGUGUAGGGAGGAAAUAGAGACAUGCUCCUGCUGGUCCAUCAGCACAAUAGAAAAACUUCAUUGCAAGUUCUUCUGUUAUUUAUCAACAGGUAGUUUAUAAUGGCAUUAUGGUACUGAUUAUUCUGACUUGCGUAUGCCGGACUGUGGCAUGCUGACCGAGAAGGAGUAUUUAUGUUACACAGAUAUGGUCCUGUAGCACUCUUAUAGGCACUUUGGGGAUGGAAGAAACAGGACUGAAUUAUGAACCCAGUAUUAAUGAGUGUGCAGAGAAGGAAAGGACAAGCACUAGAAUUUCUGUUUGGUCAUGUUCUCAGCACAACGUGGAAGACGGGCCAAAGAAACUGAAGGAAUGAACAGUGCAGCCUUGUCUUAGAAUCACCUCUCUGUCAAUUUGUUCGUUUGUUUUUAAAAAAUGAACUUAAUUCUCUAUUGGUAGUAAUAAUAAGACAAUUAAUGAUUAUUAUAAUAAUUGCUAAAAAUGACUUGACAGUAGUAAUAAGACUUAAUUAAUAACGACUGAUUGCUUGAGAUUAAUUAACAAAUUAUAACAUGUGCUGUAAUUAUGUUAAUAAAUCUUGAAACUAAUUUAAUUAAAAAUAAAAUGUUAAAAAUGAAAUUUGGCUCUGUCUUUGUAUGAAGGUAAUGUAAUAUGACCUGUGAUGGACCACCUUCUGAACGUACGUUUGAUCUUUAGCAUGUUAUAGUUUAGGACACUGGAAUAAUCUGAAACAGCUGAAGUAG